UCUGCGCUGGCUCGGCGCCCGUGCGGUGCCUUUGCACCAAGUGCUUCGGGAGGUGCAGGAGCCGCGCCCGGGAGGAAGGUGGGACAGUGAUGGAUGCAGCAAUGCUUCACGGACCUGGCGUGUGCCUGACGCUGAGCCUGGUGUGCUGGAUGCCGAACACCAAAUGCUGAUUAAAUGGUGCUAGUGUGGAAGGAAGAGGGGGGAGGAUGAUGGAGAGUUUGACCUGUCAGGGGCUUUGCUUGGCAGAACAUCUCCAGAGCUGCAUGGGGGAGUGGGGCUUUGUGAGUCCUUUUACUCCUGGUUUUUGUUAUAUUUUUAAAUAAUCUAAGCAAAACGGGUAUUUCCAUAAAUAGCUGAAAGUAAGAAAGUUGUUCUUCUCCAGGUUUGCUGUAGUGUCCCAUAGCAGCUGGCACGGGUUCCUGUCCACGGCGGGGACACCGGCACCCACCAGCUCUCCCCAUCGCGUUCCACAAACGUGACAUGGAGGAGGUGACCCCGAUGGACCUGGCCCAGGCCCCGCGGUGCUGCAGCAGGGGCUGGGACGCUGGGGCAGCCCCGUCCGCCCGUCACUAAUCAGAGGUGGUACCCGCUGACCCUCCCCGCGUGGCUCAGGCUGCUGGAGCCCCCCGAGUCCUCCCCGGUGCCGGCAGCGCCUGCGCAGCCCUGGCAGAGGUGGCACGUGGGGGACGAGCGGUUUGGAGGAGACCCCUGAGCAAGUGGAGCAGGAGCCCAGACCUGAGAACCAGGACCAGAGGGGAACGGGUCGUGCAGAGAACAUGCGGGAAUUCACCAAACGCAGGAUCUUGAAAAGAGAUGGUGCUUGUGAGGCGAACAAGGAGAUGUUCUGUUCUGAGCGAUGAACUGCUGCUGCUGUUUUCUAUGAAAAGCCAUUUUCCACCGCCAAGCCCGCAUCGCUGGGGCCGUGUCGCUGGGUCUGUGGCAGAGCUGCUCCCGUCGUGGCUGAGGGCCGGACGCUCGGAGGCAGAGUUAAAAACCCGUUAAAGGGCAGCGGAGGGUUCUUAUGUGUUGGGAGCCGAGGGAGAACAACCGAUCGGAGCUGUGGUUUCAUGUGUGCCGGUACCUGGUGCUGCACCGUGCGGGUUGUGCCCACAGAGACUUCUGGCCGGUAUCCGGUGACCGAAGCCGGUGUUGCCGCAGGCGCGGGAGCAGGUGGCAGCGGGGACACGGACCCUCUGCAUCAGCGUCCUGGGCAGGAGCCGCAGAUCCCGUGAGCCGCCGCUCCUGCUGGGCACCGCUGGAACAGAUCGGCCUAAUGGGGGAGAAACAGCCAAGUGCCACUGCUCACCAGGCCCCGAGCUGGGACGCAGAGCCGACUGCAUCUCCCUCUCCUCGCACCGCAAGGAAUUGUAAUCACACACCAAAGGGACAGACAGGCUGGAACGUAUUAACUGUGGCUGUCACGUGGAGCCGCCCCAGGGACCCGUAUAUGAGCGGGGAGGCUGCUGAGCUGGAUUCAAGGGGCAGAGUGUAGGAAAACGAGCACAGGCUGGUGGGAACGUGUCCCGCGAGCCCGGCACCGCUACCCGCCGCGCUUUACAUCCACCGAAACCUCCCCGUACCUUCGAUUGCCUGGCAGCCUCUGCUUUGAAGCCAGAAUAAAAGACAACUUCUAAUGUGGUAAAGGAUAAAACACAAUGGGGAAGUCGGUCUGCUCUACAGGAGGAAUAAUAGGUCUAUUAGGUGAAUACAUUUGCUGUGAACCCAGCCAAAACAUUUCAUUAGAGCAACGGGGCUCCUCUCUCCCCACUGAUAAAGGAACCCGUGCGGAGGGGCCGGAGCUGCCGGGGGUUUCAUUUGGGAGGCGGGGGGCCGUGUGUCCCGUGGGGGGGCUGGUCCAGUGUGGGAUGUGGCUGGUGAGCGGGAUUCCCUCUGCCUUGGGCCCCCUUCUCCCACGCACCGGGGACACCCGCCUUUCGCACCAGGGACACCCGCCGUCCGGAGGGACCGGGGACACCCACCUUUCACACCGGGGACACCCGCCUUUCGCACCAGGGACACCCGCCAUCCGGAGGGACCGGGGACACCCGCCUUCCGGAGGGACCGGGGACACCCACCUUUCACACCGGGACACCCGCCUUCUGGAGGGACCGGGGACACGCGCCUUUCGCACCGGGGACACCCGCCUUCCGGAGGGACCGGGGCUGUCACUGCAGACCAGGCUGAGCACUGAGCAGAAAAGUUUUCAGUUGAUUUCCGUGGCUCUGGAGACUCGCGGUGACCCCGUAUGGGAGGUGCUGGGCGCCCCCGGGCUGGGCCUGGGUCCACCUCGCUCCCUGGACCCCUGGGAAUUAGGGCUCGUACCCGCGAGCCGGGAAUGCCCUGUGGCUCUGGAGCUGUGUCACCGGGAGGGCUCAUCGCAAGUGUCCUUUACCCUCCGAAGUCACGUCUGGCUCCUCGUCAGCCUUUCCCAUUCGCUGCAAACCGCUCCCUGGACAGCGAAAUGUUUUAAUGCGCGGGACGCGGGGACACGGCGGCACUUGUCCCUUCAUCACCACCAGAGAUCACGGCAAAGCAGGCUGGCAACACUUAAUAAAUUGAUUCAAUUUGGUGAGCCAAAAAAAGAGAGAGAGAUUAAAAAGUUAAAGGAGGAAAUAACAUGGGAUGCUGCCAGCAAUUGUGGCGGAUGGCAGAUGAGAUCCCAGUUCCCGGAGCAGCCCCCGAGCGCCAGGCUGGAGGCACCAGGUUUUGGGGGAGCGGCGAGUUUCACCGUGCGAAGUCUCAGCAUCACGAGCGGGGUUUCUCGUGCUCGAGAGACCUGGAACACAAACGUGCGGCCGGGUGUGCAUCCGGCUGUUACAGCUUCAUUCUGCACUGACGGGCCGGACGGGCAGCGGGAAGCGAUUUUGUUCCAGCAAGACAGGGAGCGUCUGGGGCGGCGGGAGCUUGGUUGGGCCCCUUCUCAUCUGUUACCAGCCUGGAAAUGAAAAAUCCGGCGGUGAUUUGUAGCAGCUGCAGUGGAGCAGAAAAGCUGUUGACACCUCCGAUCCAUCGCCGCUGGAUUUGUGCUGUGCUCCCUGGUGGGCUGUGUGGGUGUUUAACCCGGGCGGCUGAGCACCACGCAGCCCUUCGCUCACCCACGGGGGGAGAGAACUGGGGAAAAAAGUGGAAUUCCUGGUUUGAGAUAAAGACGGUUCAGCUGGACAGACAGUCGCCACGUGCCUUUUCAGAGGAGGUUUGUGCGUUCGAGAGGAGCUGUGCAUGGCACUGAGUUUCGCUCCCAUACCCGCAGCCAGGGUGAGAUUUUGUCCUCCAAAAUGUCACUUGGUAACAGCAAGUAAUGACAAACACUUAUUGUUAUUCUCCCUUUUCUUCCUCUGUGGGAGUAGAUGGUAUUGCUAAGUGACCGAAUACUCCUUUGACCCUUGAAAAUGCAAGAGUCAUGUUUAAUUCAUGCCUUUUAUUCAUAGGUUUGGGCUCCUCCGGUUCCCGUCCCGCUGGGCGGCUGUGGAGCAGGGGGGCGUUUGGCCAGAGCGGCCUCGGGGCCGCGGCACCGGCUCCAUGUGCGCCCGCGAGGGCUUGCGAGACGGUAAAUACGGCAAGUUUUCCUGGGACGUGUGACCCGAGCAGAACGGGGGACGUUGUCCUUUCUCCCAGCACAGCUCUGGUUAAAGCACUGGAACGCAGAUUGCUGUGGGCAAAGCAUCACAGCAAGGAAAUGGAGAAGCAGCAAAGGGAGGGAACGGCAGCCUGGAGGAAGAUUAAGGGUUUAGAGAGGAUGGCUGUGAAGAAAGUCAUUAGAGGAAAUUAAACAUAGGCUGGAGAUGGAGGCUGGGGAAGAAAUCUGGCCAUGCUGGUGCGAGGGGACAUUGUAGAGGGGGAAUUGCUCUCAUCGCUGGACUGUGCAGCGUGGGGACCGCAGGACGGCAUCAUAUGAAGCAGGACGGCAGCACACAGAGCAGGACAGUGUCAUAUGGAGCAGGACAGCAGCACAUGGAGCAGGACGGCAGGACAGUGUCAUAUGGAGCAGGACGGCAGCACAUGGAGCAGGAGGCUCACACGCCUCACAGCCCAGCCAGAAACUCUGGCACUGGGACCAGCCUGGGCUGAAAGCAGCAGCGCAGCAGCAGGGGCUGGAGCAGGCAGGAAGACGUUGGUUGCUGCCCAGUGGAGCCUUGGUGUACACACUUGAUGGACACGAAAGAGCUUUCGGUAGAGCUCUUCUGCCUCUGAUUUUUCAGCCUGGUGAUGGAAUGUGCAGUCUGGACGUGCCUCCUCCCUCGGACAAACGACAACCUGAGGCGUCAUCAGUUGCCUUGAACUUGGCAGCUGCUUCAGCAGGGAGGUGCUGUGGGAGAUGGGCCGGGAUUCCCCGCCAGCCUCGCGUGCUGAGGAUGCUGCUGGGCGGGCAGCACGCGGGGCCUGACCCCGGUUCUCCUCCCCCACUGCCCCUUUUCUUCUUAAAAAAUAGGGAAGAAUUAAAUCCCAUCAAUGGCUUUUAAAAGCCAACUGAAAAUGUCCUUUAUUAAAUUACCACCCUAUUGAUCUAGCAGUCAUCCGAAAGGGGAUUGAUUGAGGACUUAAACAGACGCGCAGCCGGGCCAGACGUUCAAUUAAUGUGCAUAAACGGGCAGUGGAGAAGCAAUUUUCGGAGAUAAGCACAUCGAUGAGAGGCAGAGCCCGCUGCUCCCGCAGCAGUGAUCGGCACCCCCAGAGUCACUGCUGGGGCUGAUCUGCACCCCAGAGUCACUGCUGGGACAGACCCUGUGCCGGGUGUCCUGGGGCUGAUCUGCACCCCAGAGUCACUGCUGGGACAGACCCUGUGCCGGGUGUCCUGGGGCUGAUCUGCACCCCAGAGUCACUGCUGGGACAGACCCUGUGCCGGGUGUCCUGGGGCUGAUCUGCACCCCAGAGUCAGUGCUGGGACAGACCCUGUGCCGGGUGUCCUGGGGCCGCUCCUGCCCUGGGAGCAGCCCAAGCGCUUCCCUUCCCCAGGACAAACCCCCCAACCCCUCGGAACAGCAGCACAGCCCCUUCCUGCCGGUAAAUUUGGGGGGCAGGGGGAAAGAAGUGAUUUAUAGAUAUAGUUGGGAUUUUAUUUGCAUUUUAAAUCACACUCUCUGCUAAACUAAUGGACCCCCUAUUUAUAGAUGACUCCAACAUAAAGUGACUGCUAAUUACUACAAUUAAUAUAGCGUUAAAGGCUUGCCAGCCAACUCCACUGCAACUUGUAUCGCCUACUCAUUUUCAAUUAAGGCACAUUGACAAGUAAAAUACGCAGUUAUUAAGAGCAGAGCCCUGUUGUGUAAUUACAUUUUUCUAAGGUCAUUAAUCUCCUGCAAGAUUCAGUUUUGCACCCGAUGGCCGGAGUGGGGGCAGUUUGGAGGGACAGCCCGUGGGGGGACGGUGGUGGCAUUUAGGGAACGUAAGAGAAGGGGAGAUACUCUUUUUCUCUCGUUGUGCCCCAGGUUGCGGGUGCACGUCCUCGGGUGGCCCCGGGGACCGUGGUGUCUGUGGCAGCGGGUGCCGCAGCCUGUCCCGUGUGUCCCCUCCGUGCGGGAGCUCAGCCCCAGCAGCAGCGGCGCUUUUGGUGCGUUGUGCAAUUUUGGCCGGGUGUCGGUAAAGGCGCUACCAGCCAUGGAGGAGGCAACCCGAGCAAAAGGAGAAUAAAUGAAGAAAAGCCAGGCUUAACUGCAAACAAACCAGCAAACAGGCAGAGCAGCAAAGGACCAUCGGCUCCUGGAUGCCGCCAGCAGCGACUGGCGCAGUCAUGCGCAAACAUCACGGCGUUCGUGCACACGCGGUGACAAGGGCUCGGCUCCGUGAGGUGACUGACACAGAAGCGGUUCCAGCGCUGGAGACUGAGACACCAACGAGCCAUUUGCCAGGAAAUUACCCUUUGAGAUUCCUCCUCUCCGGUCGGUUUAAUUGGCGCUCGCAGCUGCUGUGCCUGACGCGCGAGGGGCUGCUCCUGGCGCCCGUCCCGAGCCCGGCGCCGUGUCCCCGCGCAGCCGGAGCAGCCAGCUGGAGUCGGACCAAGGCUGGAUGCUGAAGUGACAAGUCCCCUGAGUCGUUCUGCAGCCGACCCUGAGCCCCCCAAGCCAGGAGCAUCGCUGGCAAGCACCAGGUCCCUUCGUCCUGCAUCCCCGUGCUCUGCCGCCUCGCCACGCUGGCUCAGGCGCCACUUGCAGCCCAGCCCCUGGGAACAGUCCCUGGCAGCCAGCGAGAGCUGCUCGUUAAUUAGCCUCCGUUACUCCCGAGCAUCCCCUGCAAUAACACACAGCUCCUGCCUUUUAACUACCUACAAGUAAUCGCUCAGGCUCCAGUGACAAGGGAAGGAACAAGCCCCUGGUCGCAUUGUUUGCAAUAAUUUUCCUGGCUGUUAACCUGCUCCCAUGCUCUUAAUUUUUCUCCACGAAGCCCCGGAUGCGAUGGGGAAGGACGGGAGCCAAGUGUGGCUCCGAUCCCGCUGCUGACUCGCUGCCAGCACGUUCCGCAGGUCCCAUUCUUCCCAGCCCAUUCCAUGUGCUGGUUUUAAGGGCAUGGAGCGUGCGGCCACGUGGGUCUGCGCAAGGGAGACUUCUCACUUAUGUCAGGCUACAAAUUCCAAUGGAAAAGGACGGAAAACAUGAAUGACUGUGACUGGGGUUUUUGUGUUAGUCCUAGAAAUCGCGUAUUGGCCUCAGAAAGGCACUCGCUGCCCCUAAACAUCUUGUAAUGCAAGGAGAACAUCCUUCAGCCCUGUCUGAGCUGUCAGCCUUGCAGGAUAUUCCCAAGGAGCCGCUGUUUUCUUCUCUUGUUGCCUGUAAAUCCCCGGCACACUUAAUGCCUGUCUCCUGAUCAGGAGCUAACGCCGGAGCCCCAAAUAAACCUGCUGAAACGCCCCGGCUUAGCAUGCUGAGCGUAAUGUUCUUAGCCAGCCUCAUCGCAGCAAAUCUCCAUAUUUCUCAGGGAUAAACGCUCACCUCUCCUCCCUCUGCCUUCUACUUUCUGGCUGAUUUUCCACCAUGGGUGUGUUGUGCGGCUGUAAUUGCUGGUGGGAUGCUGAGGCCGCUGGAAGAGUCUUUGUUUCGCCGUACCCUCUGUUGCGCACCCUGCGUGGUCUGCAGACAGCCCUGUCUUUGGUGGGAGAUGCUUUUGCAAAGCCAGAAGCUGGGAAGCCCCUGAGCACCUUUCGGCUGGGCCGGUCCCGGCGGUGGGACAGGAGCUGCUGGCCAGGCUGGCGGUGAGUGCUGGCUGCACCGCGGGCACAGCGCUGCCGGGAGGGGGUUCCAGUGUCACCGUGGCGGAGCAGCGACCGGUGGCACCGCGGGCCGUUCUGGGCGCUGCAGCUCCUCUGCGGGUCGCUCCCAGGGUCUGGGGUCGCUUGUGCCAGCUCAGGCAGGGGCUGCUCGGUUUGACACUGAUUCACAUGCGUUCCCGGUGCUGCCUUUUGAAUUUCGGGGGCAAAGGGAGCGGAAUCCCGCCCUGCCCACACCGCUGCGCUGCCCUGAGCUGCUGCUGCUGCUGAAGAACAACCAGGGCUCGAAAGCCACGCGUGGCAGAGAGAGGCUGCGUCGAAACAGGACCCAGGUCAGCGAGCUCAGAGCCACCCGCCCUCAAACACGAGCCGUGCCGUGAGAGGAGGUGCUGGGCAGGGCGUGCUCACAGCUCGCAGCCCCGUCUGGGCGCAGAGCGUGGGUGGAGGAGGGAAAAGAGACCGUGGAAGGGGAGAGAUGGGGGAGCUGGUGGGGGGAGGAGGGACAGGCAGGGAUUAUUCCUAAAGCACUGAGGGGGGGGAGAUGAGAAUGUAGAUCACCAGAAUUGGCGAGGGACAGGCCAUAAAGCAAAAAUAAAAAGGUAUUAUAAUUUAUGAUGCACAGUAAAAAUAUCCUGGGAACUGGGUUAUGAAGAAGAAUUCAUUCUCUCGCCAACUCUGCGUAUCCUUAAAGAUGAUAAAUGACAUUGUGAUUCUUCCGUGUAUCCGAGAGCUGGAAAAUUCACUCCACCUUGGAGCUCUGUCCGUGUCCCCUCUGUGCCUGUCCUGCCCCCCAAAGCCAAGAGCUGCCGAGCCAGACCCGCCACUGUCCCCCCGUGGGGAGGGUCCCCCAGACCUGCCUGGGGACGCGGCUCCGGGAUGCAGUGUGGGGGGUGCAGUGCCCGGUGGGGCACAGUGCAUGGGGGGGCCGUGCAUGUGUGUCACAGGGCUGUGGCCAGGACUUCUGCCACCACUUCUGGGGGGCUGUUUGUCCCCCCAUCCCCAGAUGCAGAUCCUCCUGCCCACCUGGGUGGCUGCUGGUGUCCUUUGCAUGGUGCGCAUAGUGUCCCAGUGUCUCCAGGUGCCACAGCAGAGCUGAGCGGAGGAGCCCCCGCACCCCCGUCCCGUGCAGGGUGCAUGUUUGGUGCGAGUGGGAGUAAUUCCCUUUAUCAUCCAGAGCCAUGUGGCCUUUGAACCCGGCCCAGGCAGGUCAGGACCGGGUCCAGGAGCUGGGUUGGCCUUUACCCAGCUGAACGCUGCGGAGCAAGGUGUAAACGUGGAUUAGUUGUUCACAAGGUGGAUUUAAAGAGUUAGGAGAACUGAAGCCAAAACUUCCUUUAAAGCGCACAAGCAGCCUUGGCAUCUCUUCCCUCCCCUCCGCACAAAGCCAGCCCGCUGGGUUGCUGCUUUGAUAAGAGCCCUUGAUGCCUCCGUGCCUCCAGGCACCGAAUAAAAGGUUUAAUUACCCGCUGCCAGGCCCGUAGCGCUGCUGACAGCCGGGGCUGCUCCUGCCCGCACCACGGGAAGGAAAAGCUUCCUGCAGAGCAGCCCAUCCCAGUUCAUCUGCAGGAGCGGCUGCUGCUGCUGCUCCGGGCGCUGGGCACAGCCCCUGCUCGCCCUGCUGCGCUCCGGGGCGGCGGGUCCCUCUGUCCCCAGGGCGGCGGGUCCCUCUGUCCCCUGGGCCGGUGGGUCCCUCUGUCCCCAGGGCGGCGGGUCCCUCUGUCCCCAGGGUGAUGGGUCCCUUUCCUCGCUCACUUCUAGAGAAGCAUCAUGAGCUGGGAACCAGUGCUGAAGUGGAGGGUGGGGACCAGUCCCAUUGGUAACGGCUAAAGAGGGAGUGAGUAAUAAACAGGGAUGGUGGAUAUUUGGCAAGAUAAAUGGUGCACAGAAAAUACGCUGCUUGCAAACUUUGUGGGGAUAAAAAUGAUUUGAAGAGAUGCCGUCAAGAUAAAAAUCAUAUCUGUUCAAGAACAACUCCUCACAAGUGUUAUUAAUAGUACCCAAGAUUGUUACACUGGGAAGGACUUUAAAAUAUUGCGUUUGCUUUUGCUGUCAGCACUGCCUGGUUCAGCUCCUGGUGUGCGCCUGGCCGGGGAGCGCGGUGACCCCGGGCAGGUGGGCGGCGGGUGAGGUGGCCGGGCACGCCAGCCCCACUUCCCCCAGUUCGGCUCCUCGGCACCCCCGGGGCCGUGGGUUUGGGGUGCAGCUGCGUUUCUCCACCCUGUGCUCCAGCCGUGAGCGUCCCCUGCACCCCGAGCUGCCCCUGCGUGGCGGCACUUUGGCAGGCGCUUUGCUGUGGCCACCUUGACGUCGAUGCUCUGGACUCUUGCACAGAGCCCCCCCGUACCCCUUAACAGCAGCCGGGGGGGACAUCAGUGAGAGGCUCCAGCUGCUGCUUUCCCCGCGCCCCGGGAAGCUGCGCUUUGCUGGGAUGAAAGGCUCCUCCAGCAUCACAGGCCCCCUCCCGGGGUGUUUAAUUACCGGCUGUGAUCCACUUGUCUCCUCAGCUUCUCUUUGCCAACAUCAAGGUGCCGCUCAGCCGGGUCCCCCGUCCCACUCAUCAGCUCCAUCGCUGCGGUUCCCGCUGCCACACGGGGACAGGGACACAGGGAGGGAUGUGCUGAGCUCGAGCUUUGCUCAGCACGCUGCUCGCUCGUUCUGCCCCUUCCCAAAGACCGCGAUGUCCCCAUCUGUCCCCUCUCCGCUGCUUAACCCUCUGCAGAGCUUGUCCCUGCGCAGCCCCAGCCUCUCCCCCUGACACCUCCAGUCCUCUCUGUGCAUCUGGGCACAUGUUGCAGCUCUCCUCUCCUGCAGCUCCGUGCAUCCCGCAGCUCCAUGCGUCCUGCAGCUCCGUGGAUCCUGCAGCUCCACGCGUCCUGCAGCACCGUGCAUCCUGCAGCUCCGUGCGUCCUGCAGCUCCAUGCAUCCUGCAGCUCCGUGCGUCCUGCAGCUCCGUGCGUCCUGCAGCUCCGUGCAUCCCUCUGUCCCCUUAGCCCCCCAGCCCCAUCCUGGCUGCCGCUUUCUCUGGGCUCCUUCCCAGCACUUGACACCUUUCAGCCUGUUGAGGAUUCGUUGUGCUGCCUGGGCUGCUGGUGCUGCGGGAGAAGGGGGAUCGCUGCUGUAUUGUAGGCUGACUGGGUUGAAAGCUGUGAAAGCAGAACUGAGAAUUUAAUGGCACAUUAAAUAUACGGCUGAUUGUUAGGUCCAAUUUUGAUUUCAAAGCAAAUAUGGGCUUGGGAAUUAAGGAUGAAGAUGAGUUUCACUACGAGGUAAAUAAAAAUUAACUGAUGGUCAUAUAAAUAUACCUGCAUAUUAAAAGCGGGCAUGUGUUUUUUGAAAUACACUUGGUUAGACAAGCGAGAGUUUGGGUUAUUUUUAUUAAAGCUUCAUAAAGAUGGCAAAAUUUCGAGGACUUACAAACAAUAAAAAUACCCCCAGCUCCAC
Molecule: messenger RNA, 10639 nt
Organism: Columba livia (rock pigeon)
Lineage: Eukaryota; Metazoa; Chordata; Aves; Columbiformes; Columbidae
Exons: 12
Coding region: 1656-2945 (429 amino acids)
Source: RefSeq, a predicted model, not a curated record